UAAUGCUCAGUUGAGGCUGGUUGCCAACCGCUAUAAAAAUCGAAGAAAAAGAAGAAAGUGUCGAAGGUUCAUUGCUGAAUAAUAUAGUUUAGUGAUCUGCAUUUUAGUGGGGAAAGCUGCUGGAUGUUAAAGUGCGAUAGAGAAACUGACAAAUAAAAAAACCAUGAUCAGGAUAUUAUUCAAGACUGCAGGAGGAGGGAAGAUAUCAACCCUUAAGCGACAUAAACUCGGGAUUCUUCCCAUAUUUUGGGUGAGAAUCCAAAGUCAAACUACAGAGCCUUGCAUUGCAGCCAAGCACCCUUUCAGAGUGGAUGUGAAAUCAGGCCAGCGUUAUUCUUGGUGUGCUUGUGGAUACAGCAAGAAACAGCCCUUCUGUGACGGUUCCCACAAGGCUUUGGCUCCAAAGAUAUCCCCGUUCCGCUUCAUACCCGAGCAAGAUGGCACGUUGUUGCUCUGUGGCUGCAAGCACACCAGUAAUGCCCCGUACUGUGAUGGCACACACAAGCAGGACUUUGUGCAAAAGGUUCCACUGCCACCAACAUCACAGCCAUGACAUAAGGCUUCAAAUGGAAUAAACCCCUUCUUGAUCCUUACAAUACUUUGAUUAAUUAAAUGAAUUGCAUGUUAAAUGUAAGUCUGACGAAAUUGCGUGAGGCAUUUUGGUUCAGUAAGAUAGUCAGAUGCUGAUGUAAUUGUGUUUUAUAUUGCUGGAUAUUUUACUGGAGCAGUUCAGAUUUAGUACCUUUGCCUAAAAGCAUCAGACGACUGCUGGGAUGUGAGCCUGCAAGCUUCAAAUUAUACGUCUGUGUCCUUAAUCAUAUUGUUACCUGUUGCCUAUGGCUAGAUCCAAAUCGGGAUAUUAAUGUGGUAUGUAAAUUGGCAUUAGUAUGUUUGUGCAACAGUCAGCGAUAUGGAGUGCUCUUUAAGGUUUGCAGAUAAAAAAAUUAAAGUAUUAUUAAAAAUAGAAACCUUGAGAACUAUGCAAAUAUGGAUGAUUCUGCCAGACUCCAUUGCCAUUGGAAUAUUCAAAAAUGCAAACAUAAUAGGAACAUUUAUAGUGUUCAUAUAUUCAAUAAAAAAAUUUAAUGUAAUUGUUUGCAGUUAUAAUAAUUGUUUUGUCAGGAGUCAGUGAAUGAAUAUGGUUUUGAGACUGGUCCACUGCUAUCGAAGGCACUUCACUUGCUAAAGGAAUAACUCAAAACUCUUUGGUGGAUCUUUCUCAAACAUUGCAGAGGCAUUAUAUGGUUGCUGAACUGGAACAGAUAAAAAAAAUGUAUACAGAUCACCCCAAACUUGAAGCAGCCCUAUGAAGUUUCAGCAAUGGAGUGGGUGAAAGUCAGCUGUGUUUUGUAUAUAACAGGGUAAAGUUAAUGUCGUGUCAGUAUUUUUUGUUACAAGUUCAGAGCCUUGUAACUCCUACACUCCUUUCAAUAAAAAAACAAAUUUUUUGUUGUUUGAAUUUACAA
Paramormyrops kingsleyae is the source of this 1466-nucleotide messenger RNA. NCBI's taxonomy places the organism in Eukaryota, Metazoa, Chordata, Actinopteri, Osteoglossiformes, Mormyridae. The record is from RefSeq and is a predicted model, not a curated record.